Ustilaginoidea virens is the source of this 936-nucleotide messenger RNA. RefSeq lists its product as uncharacterized. The record is from RefSeq and is a predicted model, not a curated record. The transcript has a single exon. Lineage: Eukaryota; Fungi; Ascomycota; Sordariomycetes; Hypocreales; Clavicipitaceae. The coding region runs from base 1 to 936 and encodes 311 amino acids.
AUGGCGGACAGGGACUUGGAUGAAUGGAGGAACCUCAUCUUCCCCAUCAUCACUUCACGCGUUUACUCACCAUGGGCUCUCCGCCACCUGCCCCGCCAGCCGGUGCCGAACGAUCUACCUGCAGAGUUGGGUCCCAGCAUCUUCACCUUUCAAGACGCCUUUGAAGACCUCCUCGCUGUUACGUCGGGCAAGGAGCUUCCCGACAUCAGCAGUCGCUACCAGCAGCGGAAACUCCUCCGGGACAUGUUCCCUUCCGGCGAACCGAUGUCGUUCUGGCUGCGUCGGCUCCAAUCCCAGAGCUUGUGGCCCUCCAGUCGUAGCAGCCCGCUUCGGGGGCGGGGUGAUUCGGCAGUGACUACUUUCCACGACAAUGAGCUUCAUGAAAACCCUGCGGGAGUGCCGUGGCCGAGCGCUCGUGACCACGGCGAUGGAACCAGAGUGGCUGCUACUCUUCUCGAGCAGAUAGGCAACGCUUUCAGACAGCAGGGCGCUCUGGAGGAACGUGCGAGGGCCGCUUCUCCGGACUCCACGGACAAGGCACAGCAAGAGAGAGAACCUCACAGCUUUGAGGAGCUGGUUUCCGACGUGGCUUCCAAGUACAAGGAAACUGUCUCAUCCUGGGAGAAAUUUGCCAAGAUGAUUUUGAAAGACGCAAAAGUUGAAUCCAGUGACCAGUUUCAUAUGGAACGACAUGAUGACACGGAAAACGAUGCCUUGACAACGGAGCAAGAAUACAUUGAUCGCUUUGGCUACUCCCACAAGACUGUUACUCGUAGAAUUCUGGAUUCGUAUGGCAACGAGGUAGGCAGUGAAGUACGUGUCACAAUCCGGCCAGCUGCUGAGCGUCUCAACAACGAGAGCAAUGAAAGCGCCGAAGCGAAAAAUCCCCCCGAUACUGAAAAGUCCGGCACAGGAUCAAAAUGGUUUUGGAAGUGA